This is a messenger RNA of Biomphalaria glabrata, 2185 nucleotides long. RefSeq lists its product as uncharacterized. The transcript has 2 exons. The coding region runs from base 276 to 1595 and encodes 439 amino acids. NCBI's taxonomy places the organism in Eukaryota, Metazoa, Mollusca, Gastropoda, Planorbidae. The record is from RefSeq and is a predicted model, not a curated record.
UGCGCACCGCCAUCCAAGAUAGUGCAGAAAGAAGGUGCGCACUAUCAGUGACCAGACAAGUCGGAUGUUGACAUAAGAGAAAGAGACUAACGAUUUCCGCCCAAGUCUAGAGCCAAUAUGGAGAUGAUGUGCUCAAGGCAGAUGUCCUUUGUGUUUGUCAUGUCUCAGUGUAAAUAAACGUCUAUGUCCUCGUUGAGUUGCCACACUUCAGUUAUUACAAUUGGUUGUCAGAAGUGGGAUUAUAGGCAACUCAAUGAGAGGAGGUAGGAUUUACAAUGGCAGCUUUGAAACAAUUAGACCAACUCUCGGUUAGAGAGCUUAGGAAGGAACUUCGUAACCGAUAUGAGAUAAUUGGUGGUACCAAGGAGGUGCUUACAGCUCGUCUCCGGCAAGCCUUGAUUGAUGAAGACGAAGAUCCGGAGACCUACCUAUUUGAAAUUGAACCGGAGAUUUAUGAGCUUAUUGGCAAGAUAAAUGAAGGUAUUGAUGCAAUGUGUGAACAAAUGAACAGUAUGGGGAACAAGGUAGAUAAAAUGGUGUCUCAGCUGAAAGAAGGAGUAGACUCGUUGGUAAAGGAGCAGUUGCCUGUAGACUCGUUGGUAAAGAAGUUGCGUGGUCAAGACUGUGGUUGCACAAACAGUGGUGACGGAGAUGCUGGGGAUUGGAGCGCCAUCUGUGUCUGUGUUGUGGGUAAGUCUUGUGGUUGUGACUUUCAAGACGAGAAACAUGAUGGCGAUUGCUGUGAUGAUUUCAACGGGAUGUACCGAGUCGAACGGGAGGAGACAAAUGAAGAAACUGGGGACUGUUACGUGCCUGAAGCGUUUGUUCCUGUUGUACCUAUUACCAGUACCUUAACUGAAGUCUGUUAUGUGCCUGAAGCGUUUGUUCCUGUUGUACCUGUUACCAGUACCUCAAUGAGCCGGACGGAGCAAGACAACGUUGGGUCUGCGUUCAAGCCUGUUGCUAUGGACCUUAAAGACCUCUGCCUAUCUGCCGGUGCUCACGAGGGAAAUUCGAAGCUUGACAACUGCAUCCAGAGGUUAAGCAUGAACUGUACGUGCGGUGCAUCACACAUAGAAUUUAGAUGCCAAGAAAACCACCAACAGGGCAUAUGUACUUCUACCAUCAUCAUCGACAUUGGCAUUGAUGAAUGUCAAUCAAACCACUCUAAAUCUGAGCUGUCAAGAGGAAGAAAUUUUCCACUUGAACCUGAAGAGACCUAUAUUCUGGACGUGAGACUGUUAUCUGAGGAUGACUGCGGUGCAUUGGACUUUGUUUGCAGCUUGGCUGCAUGUGAACCUGCAGCUCCCUUGAGAGGCGUCUGUCGGGAAGGUCUGCUGAGACAGCAUGUCCGAUCAACGGCUGUGCUGAAGAAAACAGUGCUCGACACUAUCUCUUUGUGUGGCAAACGGCCACGUCAUCGUCGCAACAACAGCCUGGUUAACUGGAGAAAGAGAAAGCGGCACUGGAGGAGAACAAUGCGGAUGGCUUCGUGGGGAACACGCUCCCUGCCGCCUGUGGCUCCGACUGAUCAACCUCCACCUGAACUGUCAAACCUCAGCUGCAGUGUUUCUUUUCGGGACGAAAAGUGCUAAGACGGGGGCAAUGUUAUGACUUUGCCAUGCGCACCGCCAUCCAAGAUAGUGCAGAAAGAAGGUGCGCACUAUCAGUGACCAGACAAGUCGGAUGUUGACAUAAGAGACUAACGAUUUCCGCCCAAGUCUAGAGCCAAUAUGGAGAUGAUGUGCUCAAGGCAGAUGUCCUUUGUGUUUGUCAUGUCUCAGUGUAAAUAAACGUCUAUGUCCUCGUUGAGUUGCCACACUUCAGUUAUUACAAUAUGUAGGCUACUGCUGGCGAGCUGAGCAGACAAGCGUAAGCAACACGAUGGAGGAACACUCUAAAUGUGUUUCUCCAGAUGUGGUGCUUGCCCUUUAAAUUAAGGGUGUGAUGUAGAGAAAAAAUCUGAACAAUUAGACCAACAUGAGUGUUUCUGAGGCAUAAAGCAAUGUGGGGAGGAUGACAGCUCGACAGACCCCUGCUCGCUUUGUAGGCCUACUUGUGGUAAUACCUCAAUCGUCUAUUCCAAAAAGUUUUAGUCUACUAUCAGUUUACUAUCGGAUGCACUGGCCUUGGCGAUACGCUAGUCGAUUUCAUUAUCAAUGUUUCCGAUUCGGGAGAGUGUGCU